Messenger RNA from Perca fluviatilis (European perch), 2655 nucleotides. Its product is annotated as microtubule-associated protein RP/EB family member 3-like. Bases 222 to 968 code for a protein of 248 amino acids. Gene Ontology annotation, cellular component: spindle midzone; microtubule plus-end; microtubule organizing center. The record is from RefSeq and is a predicted model, not a curated record. Gene Ontology annotation, biological process: spindle assembly; protein localization to microtubule plus-end; regulation of microtubule polymerization or depolymerization. NCBI's taxonomy places the organism in Eukaryota, Metazoa, Chordata, Actinopteri, Perciformes, Percidae. Gene Ontology annotation, molecular function: microtubule plus-end binding. The transcript has 8 exons.
CUGCCCUGCGCAUGCGCACUGCUCAAAGCAGCUUAGGUGGGAGCGAGGCCAGUCUCGCAGUCUUUGCUAAGGCAACAGUCGGGCGUAUAGCAACAGAAGCCCAUCAUCAGACACAACGGGGCGGCUGUGAGAGCAACGCGUCGCACUUCAGCCUUUUUGUAAGGUGGUCCACCACCACAACCAUUUAAACAGCUCACACCAAACACACAGAGUGCAGUAGGAUGGCGGUGAAUGUUUACUCCACCUCAAUGACCAUUGAGAACCUGAGUCGUCAUGACAUGCUGGCAUGGGUCAACGACUCUCUGCAGCUCGCAUACACAAAGAUCGAGCAGCUCUGUUCGGGUGGUGCUUACUGUCAGUUAAUGGACAUGCUGUUUCCAGGAUGCAUAUUAAUGAAGAAAGUGAAGUUCAAUGCUAAACUGGAGCAUGAAUACAUCCACAAUUUCAAGGUCUUACAGGCUUCAUUCAAAAGAAUGAAUGUGGACAAGAUCAUUCCUGUGGAGAGGCUGGUGAAGGGCAAGUUCCAGGACAACUUUGAGUUCCUUCAGUGGUUUAAGAAGUUUUUUGAUGCCAACUAUGACGGGAAAGAUUACGACCCUGUAAUGUCACGGCAGGGUCAUGAGGGAACGCCGCCUCCACCCAACCCAGGCCACAUGAGAACAUCUCCCACAGCACCAAAGAGUGUUCCUCCCCCCCAGAGGCAGACCAACACAGCACCAGCCCGCAGGACAACUCCUGUGAGCCGCAAUGGAGGAGACGCUGAGCUUCUAGAGCUCAACCAGCAGCUGCUGGAUCUGAAGCUGACUGUAGACGGACUGGAGAAGGAGAGGGACUUCUACUUUGGAAAGCUGAGAGAUAUUGAGCUUCUCUGCCAGGAAAGCGAAAGUGACAGCCAAGUCAUCAGCAAAAUCAUGGAUGUACUGUACGCUACAGAGGUACUGUUUAUGUCAGUGUUUUGGGGCGAUUGAGGCUCAGGAGGUAAAGUGGCCGUCUAGCGGAAGGUCGGUGGUUGGAUCCCUGCAGUCCACAUGUCAAAGUGUCCUUGGGCAAGAUACUGAACCCCAAAUGCUCCUGUUGGCAUCGGUGCGUGAAUGUUUAUCUGCUGAGCAGGUGGUACCUUGUGUGGCAGCCUCGGCCACCAGUGAAUAAAUGUGUGUGUGUCUGUGUGUGUCUGUGUGUGUGUCUGUGUGUGUGUGUCUGUGCUAAGACUAGAAAAGUGCUAUAUAAAUGCAGUCCGUUUGCCGUGGAGUGUGUGCAGGCUCUCUGGUUCGGGUCAGUCAGUUUUAAGGAAAGAAAACAUCUCUCUGUGGCGGGUGGAUAGUGCCACUUGAAGGAUUACCAGGAAAAGGAGAAGUCUACCUUCCCGUUGCCUCUAUACCGUGUGGAUUUUUGAAUGGAUUUGAUUGGGACUGCAGACGAGAGACCGUGGAGGAAACAUUGACGGCAAGUGAAUGGAAAUUACGUCUACCAGCGGCGGCGUAUGUUAGAAUUUUACCGUACAAAUAUACACCUAAGCACAUCUGAAGUAGGUACAUCACCUUACAUCGUCACUAGGUACGUCGCCACCUGUACACCAUCGUCAGUUUGACUUUUCCCCCCAACUUUAUUGAUUGAAUUCAAGUCCUUCAGCAUCUGUUUUAUAUAUGUUAAAAUGUCCUUAUUGCUGUGUAGAUUGGGAACUCUAGAGAACUGUGCAUAGCCUGCAGAAUGCUCAUUGUGAGAUUCACAUGUUGUUGGUGUUCUUGUCCCUAUUGUUGCAGCGGACAUUAAAAUUCCAAUGAAGAAGAUGUGCCGAGCUUUCACUUACCCACAACCUGAAAGUAGUUCUGUUAGGCCUACAGCGACUAACUAUCAAGUUAACAGGGGUGGGUCAGAUUACUUUGAAAUGCAGUCAGUUACUGAAUAUAAAUUACAUUACCUUUUUUGUCAUUAGUAACGUAAUCGAUUACAUAUUCAGGAUUGCAUUACGGUUGGUCAAAUCAAAUUACACUUACAAAAACUGCAUUGGCACAAACUACAAGUGUACUGUGUGUAUUCUACAAGAUGUGAGAUGCUGUUUGUUUUGUGUAAGGUUUUGUUGGUGCUGUUCUUUAAUCAAAGGCCACAUGGAGGACUUUGCUCUUGUAACACAAGAGGAGCACUUACUCAAAAUGUUCAUCUUCCAUUUUCCACAUUUUUGAUAAACCAUUAAUAAAAAACAAAAUAUUUUAAAUAACGGUAUGUAAUCAAGUAUGUAAUCAGGAAAUCCUUCAUAAUGUUACUAUAAUGUAAUUGCAAAAAUGUAAUCUGGGCAGAUUAUAGUUACUUAUUUUUGUAAUCUGAUUAAGUAAUCCCGAUUACAUGUAAUCCAUUACUACUCAACCCUGCAAGUUUAUCAUUAAAGCUAAGUGUAAGUGACCACAAUACAGUGAUAUUCAUGCUUGUAAAGUUUGCAUUAUUCACUAUAUUUGUUAUAUUGCUUUUAUUUGGUUAUUUCUCCACAUGAUAAUGUUGAGUUUAUGUGAUGUGUUUGCUAACUUUCUGGUGCUAAUGAAUUAUGAAUGUAAUGUAGUGCUAAUGGAGUUUUAAUGUAUUAUUUUGCCUUUUGUACUUUUCUGUUUAGACUUACGUCGGUGUUGAGUGUAAGACAGCAAAUUAAACAUCUUCAGACCAUCA